This is a messenger RNA of Dentiscutata heterogama, 151 nucleotides long. The record is from the annotation of a GenBank genome assembly. NCBI's taxonomy places the organism in Eukaryota, Fungi, Glomeromycota, Glomeromycetes, Diversisporales, Gigasporaceae.
UCUUAAUGAUUAUAUAAAUCAAAAUGCACAUGAAAAUAAAUUAUUGUAUGAAUCAUUAAUGAAUUUAAUAGAAUCUGAAACUGAAGCUUCUUGUUUACAGGCUGCUCAAAAGUGCAAAAUUCGGAAUGACGUUCAAGAACUUAUAGUUUGA